Hemiscyllium ocellatum (epaulette shark) is the source of this 1759-nucleotide messenger RNA. RefSeq names its product adhesion G protein-coupled receptor E1-like. The coding region runs from base 1 to 1713 and encodes 570 amino acids. Gene Ontology annotation, cellular component: membrane. NCBI's taxonomy places the organism in Eukaryota, Metazoa, Chordata, Chondrichthyes, Orectolobiformes, Hemiscylliidae. Gene Ontology annotation, biological process: adenylate cyclase-activating G protein-coupled receptor signaling pathway; cell surface receptor signaling pathway. The record is from RefSeq and is a predicted model, not a curated record. The transcript has 12 exons. Gene Ontology annotation, molecular function: G protein-coupled receptor activity; calcium ion binding.
AUGAAUGCACAAGGACCACCUUACCAUCAACAUGUCAAUACCUGGUUGGGUCCAAUCAAUCAGGAUGAUCAAGCCCUGAUCGAUCUAUUGGAGGACAUUGAAGACCCUUCCAAAAUGACUGGAACAACUGCUAAGUAUAAGAAUCGCCAAAACACCACCCUCAGGAGCAAUGACAAUGAGUGUGGUGAAACCGAAGUUGAAUCAUCGGCCCUGUGUGGUACCAACACAAUGUGUCACAAUACCCUCGGGAGUUUCUACUGUACCUGUAAGAAAGGAUACGCCACCGAUUCAGGAGAAACUAACUUUACCACCAUGAUACACUGCCGAGAUAUUGACGAGUGUGAGACAGACCCAUGUGGUCCAAAUGCAACAUGCACCAACAAAUUUGGCCAUUUUGCGUGCACCUGUAAUGACGGAUUUGUCUCAACUACUGGAGAACAUACGUUUACUGAUAAAACUGUCACACAGUGCCAAGGGUCAGAUUUAACAGUGGUGGCUUUGAUCACCUACAAGGACAUGGAUUCCAUUCUGAAUAGAAGUGAGUUCCACAGCACCACUGGUGGGAAACAGAAGCUGUUUCAAUUAAUCUCAGAUGUCGUCUCAGCCGUGAUAACGAACAGGGACAACAAUGGACUUGACCCAAUUGUGAACUUCACCUUCAAGCACACUCAGCAAGCUAACAGUGGGUGGACAACCCAUUGUGUCCACUGGGAUUACGCAGCUGGGAAAAGCUACUGGUCUCCUCGUGGCUGCAGUGUGGGAGAUUCCAGUGGAACACACACCCAGUGUCGAUGCAACCGUCUCUCCACCUUGGCAUUGCUGAUGUCUCCUGUUGGAUGGCAGGACUAUCCCUUUGUUUUGACGACAAUUACAUUGAUUGGGAUCCCAAUUUCUCUGGUGUGUCUGGGAAUCACCAUUGUGACCUUUGCUUUCUGCACCAAUGUAAGAAAUGCUCUCCAUAUCACCCACAUGCAGCUGUGUGUGAGUCUCUUCCUGGCAGAGCUGCUUUUCCUUCUCGGGAUCAACAGAACCACAAACCGGGUGAUGUGUGGGAUUAUAGCAGGAUUUCUACACUACCUGUUCCUGGCUGCGUUUGUUUGGAUGUUCCUGGAGGGAGUCCAGCUCUUUCUCAUGGUCAGGAACAUCAGGAAUUUGAGGGUUCCUCAUUCAGAAAAAGUUGAGAAAUUCAUGUACCGUCUUGGCUACGGGGUUCCUGCAGCAAUUGUGGUCAUUUCCGCUGCAGUGUAUCAUGAUGGCUAUGGAUCACCCAGGCACUGCUGGAUCUCCACAAACAGAGGAUUCAUCUGGAGUUUCCUGGGACCUGUGUGUCUGAUUAUUGUGAUCAACAUGGCUCUGUACUUUACAAUACUCUUGAUACUGAAAAGAGAAAUUUCCAAACAGAACACUCAAGUGUCUAAACUUCGGAAUACAAGGAUGCUGACAGUCAAAGCCAUUGCUCAGGUGUUUAUCCUGGGCUGCACUUGGAUUUUUGGUUUGUUUCAGUUUCAGGAACAGCCCGGUGUAAUGACCUAUUUAUUCACCAUCAUCAACAGUUUCCAAGGCACUUUCAUCUUUAUCCUGCUCUGCAUGUUAAAUCCCAAGGUGAGGGAAGCGUAUUCUAACUCCUUCGCCAGCAAGUGUAUGGCAAUGGACACAGAGCUCUCAGAGGACAAAGCCAACCCAAUGACAGUCUUCUCAGUCUCAAAGGACUGAUGAAAUUUCUUUUCCUUCACUGGCUGUGUGACAGAUGAAAACGUGG